Messenger RNA from Saccoglossus kowalevskii, 1570 nucleotides. Its product is annotated as Golgi resident protein GCP60-like. The record is from RefSeq and is a predicted model, not a curated record. Gene Ontology annotation, cellular component: Golgi membrane. NCBI's taxonomy places the organism in Eukaryota, Metazoa, Hemichordata, Enteropneusta, Harrimaniidae. Gene Ontology annotation, molecular function: fatty-acyl-CoA binding.
UAUGGCGACUGAUUUAGGACGUCUUGAGGCCACCGUGGAUGGUUUGACGAUAAAUGUUGAGGAAGACCCUCCGUCUACAGCCAGCAGUACCACGCUAACAGACAUGCCAGAUUUCGAGGAUAAAUGGGGGUUUACUGUGAAGGAAAUGUAUAGGCUUUCACUUCAAUUUUACCGAGAAAUGGAAGGAAAAGUUGUGCAUCUAUCAUACAAGGAUAAACUCAAACUAGUAGCAUAUUGUAAACAAGUUAGUCAUGGUAAAUGUGAUCCAAACAGUUCACCGCCAGUAGGUGUCUUAGAUGUUAUAGGCAAUGAUAGAAGGAAAGAAUGGCUUUCCCUAGGUGAUAUGAGUAAAGAAACUGCCAUGCAAUCAUUCUGCAUUUUAUUAGACAAGCGAUGUCCACAGCUGAACCCCUGGAUUGAAGCUCAUAAGCGAGAAAAAGAUGAACAAGAACGAAAAAGGCGUAUUGAGACUGAGAGGAGACGACAUGAGGAAGAAGAACAAAAGAGAUCAAUGUUAGAAGAUCAGUCUAGAAAACAAGCUGAAGAAGAACGGUUACGACAAGAACAGCAAAGAAUACAGAUAAAACAGAUGUUAGACCAACAGACCUAUCCACAGUUUGCUCAGUAUGCUCUUCAACAGUACCCGAAUAACCAAGAACAGCAACAAGUUUUGAUAAAACAGUUACAAGAGAAUUACUUUCAGCAGUAUAUGCAGCAGGUUUAUCAACAGCAACUCCAGCUACAACAAAAAAUAACAACAGGAAUGAAUGGCGAACUGGAAUCCCCACAGCAGGUACAAACAGAGGACCAUCAAAAACUUCAAUCUUCUCCUGCUACCGUAGAGAAGACAUGUCAGUCAGUAGCGAUGGGGGCAGGUGACAUGCCGAAUGCUGUGAUGAAUGGUCAACAUCACCACCACGACGACGAAGAUGUGAUGCAGUCAGCCAACCCUCAGGUCAAUAGUGUGGAACAGACAGAGCUACAUGUACAUGAUGCCAGAUGUUCUCAUGACAGAGCUGAAGGACAUGACGAUGUCCAAGGUACUGAUGGAAGCAGUUGUGAGGAAUCUUACCCGCCCAUUGCGAAUGCAUCAAUGUGGACCCGUCCACAAAUAAAAGAAUUCAAAGACCAAUUAAGGAAAGAUCCCGAGUCUGUCAUAAAAGUUGGAAGAGGUGAGACUGUUACCGUGAGAGUGCCAACUCAUGAAGACGGAACAUGUUUGUUUUGGGAAUUCACCACAGAUCAUUAUGAUGUUGGUUUUGGACUGUAUUUUGAGUGGUCAAUUGCACCCAGUAAUGCCAUCAGCGUACACGUCAGUGAAUCCAGUGAUGAAGAGGACGAUUUAGAUGAUGAAGAAGGUGAACGAGGGGACUUAGAACGAGGAGGUAGGAAAGACGAUCGGCCCCCAACAGAUGAAAUUAUACCUGUAUAUAGACGAGACUGCCAUGAAGAAGUCUAUGCUGGUAGUCAUGUAUAUCCUGGAAGAGGAGUGUAUCUAUUAAAAUUUGAUAAUUCAUAUUCAUUAUUUAGAUCAAAGACUUUAUAUUACAGAGUCUAUUAUACCAGAUAA